AUGGUAUUUUUUCUCCUUUUUCUAACAAUUGCUAUAAUUGAAUCCAUGGCAGGACUUCUAGGACAUAAUAUCUUGGCUAUCCAUUCAACUAGCUGCAUCAGGACCAAAAUAUUGUUCAUAAUCAUGAUCUUUCUGAGUUUAUCCAGAUUCUUGUUGUAGUCCUGGAUGAUGCUGGAUUUGUUUCAAAGUCUGUUUUGUGAAACCUAUUAUGAAGAAAAUGUGUUUAUCAUUUUCAAGACAGUUUUUAUGUUUCUGAAGUACUGCAGCCUCUGGAUUGCUGUCUGGCUUAUUGUCUUCUAUUGUACCAAGGUUGCUAGUUUUACUCAGUCUUUCUUCAUCUGGCUGAAGCAAAGAAUUUCCAGUCUCAUACCCUGGAUGCUGAUAACAUCAUCUCUUGUCUCCUUUGCAACCUCUCUUCCUUUCACCAGGGAUAUCUACAAUGUGCACGACAAGUUCACUGCUCUUUUAACCAUGACAAACUUUUCAGAAGGGAGAGUCACAAUGAAAGCUAGUUUGUUUUUAUUGAUUCUUCUCUGUAACACUGGUCUAGCUUUGCCUUUAAUAGUAUUUGUUGUUUCAAGUAUCCUGCUUAAUAGGUCUCUCUGGAUACAUACCAGACAGAUGCAAAAUAAUGAAACUGGCUUCAGGGAUCCCAGUUAUAUUGGUGCCAUCAAGCCAGUCUUUUCCUUCCUUAUCCUCUAUGUUACACAUUUUAUUUCUUUGCCUCUCAUUUUAUCCAACUUUUUUUUACCUCUAAGCAUUGGGGAAGCCAUAGGUAUAGCUGUAAUGGCUGCUUGUCCUGCAGGACUCUCUGCAGUCUUCAUCUGGAGCAACCCCAAACUUUGA
Molecule: messenger RNA, 846 nt
Organism: Phalacrocorax carbo (great cormorant)
Lineage: Eukaryota; Metazoa; Chordata; Aves; Suliformes; Phalacrocoracidae
Source: RefSeq, a predicted model, not a curated record